CCUGUAUGCAGCAAUGGAGUCCAGGCAGCUCUUUGUGUUCAGCGCUCUUCUUGCAUGUGUUGGUCUGAGUGAUGGUUUCCUGCUUGGUAUGAAACCACUGAGCUACUGGGGGGCUGUGAUGCAGACUCCUGAAGCAGUGCCGGCCCAGUCAGCAGCAGACCCUGUGAAGGAGCCCUUCAGUCUGUUUGCUAGGCCUGCUGAUGUCUUCCAUUCCAAAUGGAUCCAGGCUGCAGGCCACCAAAACAAAUGGAGGUUUCCAGAAGGUCCGGCGGCUCCGGUGAGCAAGCGUCCCGUGGAGCUGAAGGUGGAGCAGCCAGUACCGUCCAGCAGGGUGGCUGUGAGGUGUGGAGAGAGUAAGAUCCAUGUGGAGGUGAAGCAGGACCUCCUGGGCCUUGGCAAGCUGGUGGAUCCAGAGGAGAUCACGCUGGGAGGCUGCCCGGCUGCUGGCAUCGACCGCCUUGCUCAUGUGCUGAUCUUUGAAUCGGAGCUACAUGACUGUGGCAGCACCCUGGAGGUAUCUCAGGAUGGCCUCAUUUAUACCUUCAAGCUGAUCUACAACCCCAAGAUAUUUGCCAGGAGUCCCAUCAUUAGGAGCCAAAGAACAGAAAUUGAUGUGGAGUGUCGCUACAGCAACUAACCCAGGAGCAGCUCUGAGCCUCACUGGGAGGCUGCUGCAGACCAUUACUGGCUCAUGGAAAUAAAAUGUUUAACAGAUCUUCUCUGGUUCUCUGCUGUAAAAGUGGUUUGCAUUCCUAAAAAUCAUUUCUGAUCUAAUCACUUUGUGGCACUAAAUGGCAUUUGAUGCCAAUAAGAUCAAUUUUUACUUAGUAGAUUGCAUCUACUGGAGUGGUUGACUUUGCAGGACACACUGUAGCAACUAACCUUAAGAACCAGGUUACUGUAUGCAGGCUUUGAGUAAACGGACACUACUGCAGGAAUAUGGCCUCUAAUGGCUCAGUCUAGAAAAGCAAUGUUGAAUUCUUGCGUCAAAGCAAAUUGAAAGGGAGCUUAUUCAGUUUCAGUAAAAGCUGAACCCGUUCCUAUGAAUGGGAGAGGAAAACGGUUCUAAACACCUUGGAAAUGGAAGUUUACCGAAGC
Cyprinodon variegatus (sheepshead minnow) is the source of this 1098-nucleotide messenger RNA. RefSeq names its product zona pellucida sperm-binding protein 3-like. The record is from RefSeq and is a predicted model, not a curated record. Bases 14 to 637 code for a protein of 207 amino acids. Gene Ontology annotation, cellular component: extracellular matrix. Gene Ontology annotation, biological process: positive regulation of acrosome reaction; egg coat formation; binding of sperm to zona pellucida. The transcript is spliced from 2 exons. Lineage: Eukaryota; Metazoa; Chordata; Actinopteri; Cyprinodontiformes; Cyprinodontidae. Gene Ontology annotation, molecular function: acrosin binding.